CUAAUGGUGCUAACAGCGAUCGUGCGAACCGCUCGGUUACGGAGUCUGACCAACUUUUUUCUGGCUAACUUGGCCAUCGCAGACUUCAGCGUGGGUGUUUUCUGUGUCUUGCCGAACCUUUCCACAUUCCUGUCUCAGCCCUGGAUCUUGGGAAGAGCUAUGUGCAAGAUUUACUACUUUAUGUGGAAUUUGAGUUAUACUGUGUCCAUUCUGAUUCUGACGGCAAUUGCUAUUGAAAGAUACAUUGCCAUUAGGUUUCCCCUGAAAGCUCGAGGGUGUUUUACAUCAAGAAGGCUUAUCCUGACUCAAGUGGUAAUCUGGCUUGUUGCGGCCAUCUACAGCACGCCAUAUCUCCUUAUAUUAGACACGAUUUCAACCAGUGAUAUUGAUGGAAAAGUAGUGGAAUAUUGUUUCUACAGAAACAAACUGAUAAAUAUGAAGAUUUACACAACGGCCAAUUUCAUUGCAUGGUACACCAUACCUCUAUUAAUAAUGAUGAUCAUUUAUUACUGCAUUGGCAAGAUUUUGUGGAGAACGAGCUCCAUUUACAGAUUCACUUCGUCUAAGACUCUAAGCAAGCCACCAGAUGAGUACGGGUUUACUACUAGCAGCUCCCAGAGCUCGGGUUUGGGAUCUCAGCUGCUGAAAAUGAGGAGUCUACAAAACACUGACUGUCAAUUGGUCCAAAACGAGCCCAUGUCCCUUAAAAGCGGCCGAGGCUUUUCUAUAAAGAGGCGAGAUAACUUUCAACCCGAGAAUGUCCAGUAUAGUCCACGAAAUCACUUUUUAAGAGUUACAUCUUUUAUCUCGAGAAAUGAAUCAACGAAUACAGCUAAGACGGCCACACCCGAUCCUUUGCGGUUACGCAGCAUCAAAGCAGUGCGCAGCCGCCGUAAGGUCAUCAGGCUUCUAGUCGCUGUUGUCGUUCUGUUUGCUCUGUGUGUUCUUCCACAUCAUAUACGCCUUCUGCUAAAAUGGUGGGGAAUACGAUCAGUCCUCAAUGCGGGAAUAUUCUCCCCAAUUUCGUUUUUAAUUCUAUAUUCAAACAGUGCUUUUAAUCCAAUUUUAUAUGCCUUAUUCUCAGCAAAUUUUAGAAAAAGUUUCUCCGAGUUGAGUCCUCUCAGAUUUCUGAGACGCAGAAAACGUUCGCUUCUUUUUCAGGAAACGAAGCUUUUUGGGAUUAACUGACAAAUAAUAAGAAUGGUGACAAAUAAAUAAAUAAAUAAUACAUAUCUUGAUAAUGUGGACUUCAUUUUUAAAUUCACAAUUUAACAAUGGAAAAUAGACUGUUUAUUAUAACUUUUGUAUUAUUAUCAUACAUGUAUAUAUCUUGUUCUAUAUUCAUUAUAUUCAUAU
This is a messenger RNA of Saccostrea cuccullata (small rock oyster), 1356 nucleotides long. RefSeq names its product trissin receptor-like. The transcript is spliced from 2 exons. Gene Ontology annotation, molecular function: thyrotropin-releasing hormone receptor activity; neuropeptide Y receptor activity. The record is from RefSeq and is a predicted model, not a curated record. Lineage: Eukaryota; Metazoa; Mollusca; Bivalvia; Ostreida; Ostreidae. Gene Ontology annotation, cellular component: membrane. The coding region runs from base 4 to 1188 and encodes 394 amino acids. Gene Ontology annotation, biological process: G protein-coupled receptor signaling pathway.